Vitrella brassicaformis is the source of this 799-nucleotide messenger RNA. NCBI's taxonomy places the organism in Eukaryota, Vitrellaceae. The record is from the annotation of a GenBank genome assembly.
CACAACCACACGCAGCCGUCAGAGAUCGGAUGGGUGGUGAUGUAGUGGCGCCGUUUUGGCCACCAGUGUCUGUUCUUGUCUGUUCUGAUUAGCGGUGUUUGAAGCCAGCCAUUUUGUGCUCUAGCUAAAGAUGAGUAGCGAAGUCGCGGCCCUCUGUGCUGCUGGCCAUUUCGUCCUUAUAGUAUCGUCCUCAUUCAUUCUGUACGGACCUGCAUUGCUGCCCACAAUGCACCGUCGCCCCCCGGUGGCCAUCGUCAGGUCAGUCGAUCACUCACACACGAACGAGUGCCUGAGCAUCUGGCUAUGUAUGUGCCUUUCUCCCCGUGUGUGUGUGUGUGUGUGUGUCAUGUGACUUGCAGGUCACUGGUCAGUUUGCCAUUGCAUAAGGAAGCCCAUCUAUUCUAACCGCCCUCUUCCUCCAUCAGUACGAUCCAUAAGGUAUGUGUGCCACAUACAUGCCAAGCCGAAUAUGCCCUCAGCUUCACGUGUCUCUCCUCGUGUGUGUUUAUGCCGUUGCGUGCAGGUUUCCAAUGUCGUUAACGAAGCCAAUAUGCUACUCGCCGUCCUUUUCGCACUCUGCACACGCCACCGCCACACUAAGGUAGGUGGGUGUGGGCGUCAGUCACACACACAUGCAUGCACACCGAAGUACCUGCUCAUCUGUCUACGCUGUGUCUGUGUCUCUGUCGCUCAGCAACCCGAUCGCCUGCCUCCUCUUGCCCACAAGUCUCUGCCACACGCCACACAAGCCGAGAUCGUUAAGCCGAGGCCGUCUUAAGGGUCACUGUGUCUGCUAGGG